This is a messenger RNA of Porites evermanni, 666 nucleotides long. The record is from the annotation of a GenBank genome assembly. Lineage: Eukaryota; Metazoa; Cnidaria; Anthozoa; Scleractinia; Poritidae.
GGUGGAGGACUUCAACGUCGUUCACGCACGUGUACCAAUCCUCGUCCUGCAUAUGGAGGAAGUCAGUGCUUUGGAACGAAUGUACAGUCAAAGAGAUGUGCCUUAAACCCCUGUCCACCGGGUAUGUACAGUCUAACCUCAAAUCGAGACAAAUGUAGUUGACACAUUUUGUCCUCAACGGUCUCUGUCAAGUUUUGCCGACUAUCUGCUUCGACUUGUAGGUUCUCUAACAAUAGAUUACAGGGUCCUGCCUUCGAAAAGGGAAUGUUAUUCCUUCUUUCCCCAGUUUCCCUAAGCAAAGUUGUAUCGCAGCUCAAGCUACCUGCAGAGAAAACCAAACAAGCCAGCUUUGGUGGGCUAGGACUAGGGCCAGUGUUUUGUUUCCCCGAGACCCUCAAACAUUGUUCUCGCACAACUAGCACAUUGACUUGGCUACGUGCGAGGGAGUCUUGUUCUCCAAAGGCAGUUUUUCACGCGUUUUAGUUGGAAGGUAUAAGGUAUAUAGUUGAUGGAGGUUAUUCAAAAUGGAGCCGUUGGUCACGGUGCAGCGUGACUUGUAACAAUGGAACUCGACAGCGUGUUCGCAAUUGCACAAAUCCACCGCCUGCAAAUGGAGGUGAACCAUGUGCUGGAGUAAGCGAGGAGAGAAAAGUUUGCAUAAACCCU